AUGUCUAUACUAGCAGCCGUAGUCUUCAUAUAUAGGCUGGCGCGCAAUUGCGAAACCUCCUGCCUCUAUGGUAAUACAUUCACCGUCCAAGAGCUGCAACGCCGCGCCAUCGCGGUGAUCGAGCCGGAAAAUAUCAAGACGGUUUUAUCGCUGAAUUUCAAGGACUAUGGAAUCAGGUAUUGUCUCGAGCUGUUCAGGCCGCUGUUAGGGGAAGGCAUCUUCAACACCGAUGGCGACCACCUUGGCCGCGUCGCGUGCGCUGAUCCGGCCGACCUGCGCUUGUUGGAGGGUCUGUUGCAGGAUCUAAUGGUGUUGCUUCUGCGCGAUGGGACAACAGCGGACUUGUAG
Messenger RNA from Aspergillus clavatus NRRL 1, 348 nucleotides. RefSeq lists its product as uncharacterized. The record is from RefSeq and is a predicted model, not a curated record. Gene Ontology annotation, molecular function: monooxygenase activity; oxidoreductase activity, acting on paired donors, with incorporation or reduction of molecular oxygen; iron ion binding. Lineage: Eukaryota; Fungi; Ascomycota; Eurotiomycetes; Eurotiales; Aspergillaceae.